This is a messenger RNA of Rotaria sordida, 1848 nucleotides long. The record is from the annotation of a GenBank genome assembly. NCBI's taxonomy places the organism in Eukaryota, Metazoa, Rotifera, Eurotatoria, Philodinida, Philodinidae.
AUGAAUAAGAAAGCUAAUGAAGAAUGGUCUCAGGAUUUUUCAAAGGUACAAGCUGUUAUUACUGACCUUGAUGAACUUGCAUCUCGAAUAAUAGAUGAUCAUAGAAUUCAAAAAGUCGUAGAAGAACCAUUAUCUAUUAACAUUUUUAAUGGUCAGUCUACCACUGGUGUCAAUGGUAAAUUUGUUUUUUCACAAGUUUUAAUCGAUUGCCUUUUGCGGUUGAAAUCGAAUGAAAAAGAUAAAAAGGAACUUAUGACACAUUUUAAAAAGGCAUACGGUGGUAAUAAUAUUGAAUUGAGAAAUAUUCAUGAAUUUAAAAAAAAGUAUUCGCCAGACAAAGUUUUAUGGUGGUACUCACAAGAGUCGUUCUUUUAUAAGACUCUUAAUGCUGUUCUACGCAAUGAAAAUAUUCAUAUGAUGUUUUUAUUUCGUCAAUUUAUUGCUGAUAUUCAAUAUCAAUUGAAAUCUUAUUCAACUAAUACAACUCUAAGACUAUUUCGAGGACAAAGAUUAUCAAAAGAAGAAUUAGAAACAUUAGAACAAAAUUGUGGACAACUUAUUUCAGUGAAUUCAUUUUUUUCUACAAGUACUGAUGAGAAAGCAGCUCGUGACUUUCUCAAUGCUCCUCAUGCUGCAAAUCAUUUAGAACGAGUUUUAUUUGAGAUCAAUGCUGAUCCGAAAAUGGCUACAACAAAACCAUUUGCUGAUAUUAGUAGCUUUAGUGCAUAUCCUGGUGAAUCAGAAGUACUAUUUAUGAUAGGUUCUAUUUUUCGUUUGAAUAGCAUUGAUCAAAGUAGUGAUGAUAAUAUCUGGAUUAUUCAAAUGACAUUAUGUAAUGAAAACGAAAGUAAUCUUAAAAAUGUUCUCCUACAUAUGAAAGAUCAACUUGGUACAGGAGAAACAAAUCUUCGAACAUUAGGAAAACUAUUAUGGGAAAUGGGUAGACUCAAUUUAGCUGAACAAUAUUUUAUUCGCUUCUUGGAUGAACUACCAGCAAAUCAUCAUUCACUCUAUGAUUUAUAUCAAGAUCUUGGCAGAAUUGCGUCGCUCACCGGUGACUAUGACAAGAGUGUUGCAUAUCACCAAAGAUCACUUGCACUCGAGGGUUCGAAUAAGUCGAUAAACACUAUGGAUACUAGUGAACGUAACAACCAAAAUACUUCUGAUCAGUAUAUAAAAGAUGAACAGCAGCUAUUUGUCGGCGGAACACUAUUGUCCAACAGAGAACACCAGUUUAAGUUAAAUGAAUUUUAUGGAAAACAUAAUCAAAAAUGGAAAUUAGUUUAUAAAGCAGCGAUACAUGGUUUUUCAGCCGAAAAUUUUCGUCGUCAUUGCAAUGGACAAGGACCGACAAUGAUAAUAAUUGAGUCUAAGACAGGUAAAUAUCUAUUUGGUGCAUUCACAAAACUUCUCUGGAGUAACCAACGUGGUUAUAAACAAGAUACAGACUCAUUUUUAUUUACACUAACCAACCCUCAUGGUCUAUUACCCUCUAAAUUUGAUAUAAAUAAAUCACAUAGCGACCAUGCUGUGUACCAUUCUGGAGUUGGAUAUAUUGGUGAAUUUCAUGACUUUUAUCUUUUUGGGUUCGGUGGUGAUGGCCUUAAUUGGUCUAAUUUUCUUAAUAGUUGCGAUGGUGUGCUCAGUGUUCGUCGUGGUGAUCUUUUCAUAGCUAGUGACUGUAAUAAAAACAAUUAUAGCAGUACUAAAUUUCCAUGUUCGUUCAUUGACUCACAUGGCUAUGGCAAUAAGACAUUCACUGGAGCUGCAAAAUUUACCGUGAGACAACAAGUUGUACCUGCUAUUCUCAAAUUUUGUUUUUCAGCGACUGAUCAAGUGGAAGCUUAA